AAAAGAGCGAGCGAGAGAGCGUGAGGCUUCGUCGCUGAAUGGAGAUGCUACAGAGGUAUAUCUUCGGAGGCAUCGUCGCGUCUCUGUUGGGCUUUCUCCUACUUCUCAUAUCGCGGGAUAAGAAGAAGAAGAAGAACAAUGAGCCUGUCAAUAGCGGAGAUUCGGCGGCGAUUCCGAUGACUGGCUGCGACGGCGGUGGGGCUGAAUGCGCUCAUGCUGAUGAUGAGGUUGAGGCCAUCGUCGUUGGUGCUGGUGUUGCUGGAUCGGCCCUUGCCUACACUCUCGGCAAAGAUGGACGCCGAGUGCAUGUUAUUGAAAGAGAUUUGACAGAACCUGAUAGAAUUGUUGGUGAACUUUUACUACCAGGGGGCUAUCUGAAAUUGGUUGAAUUAGGCCUUGAGGACUGUGUUGAAGAAAUUGAUGCACAGCAUGUUUUUGGUUAUGCUUUUUUCAAGGAUGGUCAAAGUACCAAACUCUCUUAUCCAUUGGAGAAGUAUGGUUCUCAUGUUGCUGGGAGAGGCAUUCAUAAUGGGCGAUUUGUGCAGAGGCUGAGAGAAAAAGCUGCAUCUUUACCUAAUGUUCGGAUGGAGGAGGGAACUGUCACAUCCUUGCUUAAAGAAAAUGGGAUCGUUAAGGGGGUGACAUACAAGAGUAAAGCUGGUUAUGAGCUGAAAGCUUUUGCUCCACUUACUAUUGUAUGCGAUGGUUGCUUUUCAAAUCUACGACGUGCUCUCUGCAAUCCAAAGGUGGAUAUACCGUCUUCUUUCAUUGGCUUGGUUCUCGAGAAUUGCAAACUACCAUUUUCAAAUCAUGGCCAUGUCAUCUUAGCAGAUCCUUCCCCCAUUCUUUUUUAUCCCAUAAGCAGCACGGAAGUUCGUUGUUUGGUCGAUGUGCCCGGACGAAAAGUGCCUUCCAUAGCAAACGGAGAAAUGGCGAAUUAUCUGAAGACUGUGGUAGUACGUCAGAUACCUAGUCAACUUCGUGAUGUCUUCAUUGCGGCUGUCGACAAAGGAAAAAUCAGAACCAUGCCAAAUCGGAGUAUGCCGGCCGAUCCUCAUCCUACACCUGGAGCACUUCUGAUGGGCGACGCAUUCAACAUGCGGCAUCCAUUAACGGGUGGGGGAAUGACUGUGGCAUUGUCAGAUAUCGUGGUGCUACACAAUCUUCUUAAGCCGCUGCAUGAUCUCCAUGAUGCAUCCUCUCUCUGUAAAUAUUUGGAAUCCUUCUAUACCUUGCGUCAGCCGGUUGCUUCAACAAUAAACGCUUUGGCCAAUGCGAUGUACAAGAUUUUUAGCAGUUCACCUGGUCAGGCUAGAAAUGAAAUGCGGCAAGCAUGUUUCGAUUAUCUAAGCCUUGGAGGUACUUGUUCCACUAGAUUUGCGGCUUUACUGUCUGGAUUGAAUCUGCGGCUGAUGAGCCUCGUCACCCACUUCUUUGCUGUCGCUAUAUUUGGGGCUGGCCGCGUCUUGUUUCCAUUUCCUUCGCCGAAAAGAAUGUGGAUUGGAGCUCAGUUGAUUGCCGGUGCAUGCGGGAUCAUCUUCCCCAUCUUAAAAGCAGAAGGGUUCAGACAGAUGUUCUUCCCUGCAACUGUUCCUGCGUAUUACAGAGCUCCUCCUGCAAACUGAUACAAACCCACCAAAUCUACUUCUGUUCAUCUUUCAACUUUCAGACUCAGAAAACUAUUAGUAUUAUUAUUGGAAUUUCUGUAGCAUCCAUGGACUGCCAUGUUCCUGAUAGUUGGAGAACUGUGCUUAGAACUUUUACAUAAGCCAUUUGAACUUGUUGGAGUAAGCAAGUGUAAGAUCAUAUUUAAUUAAGAGGCUUUGAGAAUGUAUAAUUAAUAAAUAAGCUUCCAUAAGUUCAAUUGUAUUUGGGACUUCUUUUUCAUUGGUGGGUAUUAAGAUAUAUUAAUUAGAGUA
Phalaenopsis equestris is the source of this 1919-nucleotide messenger RNA. RefSeq names its product squalene monooxygenase-like. NCBI's taxonomy places the organism in Eukaryota, Viridiplantae, Streptophyta, Magnoliopsida, Asparagales, Orchidaceae. Gene Ontology annotation, cellular component: membrane; endoplasmic reticulum. The coding region runs from base 39 to 1625 and encodes 528 amino acids. Gene Ontology annotation, molecular function: flavin adenine dinucleotide binding; squalene monooxygenase activity. The transcript has 8 exons. Gene Ontology annotation, biological process: sterol biosynthetic process. The record is from RefSeq and is a predicted model, not a curated record.